CGUUUCAACUACCUCAAUUACAAAGCCGAAGAAGUAGAAGGAAAAAGAAAACGCGAAGGAGGAAAGAAGCAAAGAGCUGGGUUAGUUAGUGUUGAAAUUGACAAGUAUUUGAAGACAGUGAUUGAGGACCAUGCUGAGAGCUUGUCUGAAAGGAGCUAAUGCCACAGCCCGGGUCCUGAGCAGUAAGAUGCUGGAACAGGACACCCGCUACCGUCAGCUGAGCCAGGAACAACUGGAUAACUUCACUCUGGAUAUGAACACUGCCUACGCAAGACUGAAGGGAAUGGAGGAGGCCAUAGACAGCCAUGUGGUAGCGGAGGAGGAGGCCCGUAAAGCUCACCAGCUCUGGCUCUCUGUGGAGGCUCUCAACUACACUUUAAAGACGGCUAACGCUGACAUCCCCACCGUGCCUCUAGAGGGUGCUGCUCAGGCCGUGCGAGACAGCUGCCAUGACAGCGACUUUGCCUUGGCUCUAUCAUCAGCUCUUCCAGAGGAAUCCCUGCAACGCGGUGUGUACAGCGAGGCCUCUCUCCGUGCUCGCUUCAACUCCCUACGAUCACUCGCACGCCGGGUCGCCCUUAUUGACGAAUCUCACAACUCCUUGUACCAGUAUUUCUUGUCCUACCUUCAAGCUGCCCUGCUGUUUGAGGAGAAACAGGAAGCACCACCUGCCCAGCUGUGCAGUGAGGAUUUAGACCCAUUCAAGCUUCUGUCAUAUGCAAGCUACUGCUUAGAGCAUGGGGAUCUGGAGUUAGCAGCUAAACUGGUGAACCAGUUGAGAGGAGAGGCCAGGAGAGUGGUGGAGGACUGGCUGACUGAAGCCAGACUCACACUGGAAACCAGGCAGGUAGUCAGUUUGCUGUCUGCAUAUGCUAAUGCUGUGGGGUUAGGAACCACCCAGGCUCCAUAGGCUGCCACUCUCAUUUACCCUGGCAGUCCUUAAAGGAACAAUACACUGAAAAUCUAGAGUAUCCAGUAGUCUCCCACUGUAGAAGCUGUAGCUUACAUCUUUGUGGGAAGGCAGCUGUAGUCAGUUUGGAUUCACAACAACUAGGGCGGAGUGUUCAAUACUCAGAUACCCACUUUUCAGUGUCAUAUUCCAUUAAGUUAAGUGAAGUUAAUCAAGUGAUGGAUGUUAAGACGCAACAUAAAUUAAUUUUCCUUAAAGUCACUGCGGACAAUUAUUUGUAAAAUAUGAUUGAUGCACCCACUUGAUCUAGUCUUGUCAAUUCAGCCCCACAAAUUUGUUUUAGGUAUUUAUUCCUAUUUUCCCAAGUGUUAUGGGAAAUCAGUACUAACAUUGAUAAAAGAAUUUGUCAUGCUGCAUUUUAUUUUUGUCAAUACUGCACGUUACAAUAAAUCAUGAAUAAGAA
Molecule: messenger RNA, 1373 nt
Organism: Morone saxatilis (striped sea-bass)
Lineage: Eukaryota; Metazoa; Chordata; Actinopteri; Moronidae
Gene: immt
Product: inner membrane protein, mitochondrial (mitofilin)
Biological process (GO): cristae formation
Cellular component (GO): MICOS complex
Source: RefSeq, a predicted model, not a curated record